Heterostelium album PN500 is the source of this 1257-nucleotide messenger RNA. It is a transcript of the gene crtA, whose product is annotated as calreticulin. Gene Ontology annotation, molecular function: calcium ion binding. NCBI's taxonomy places the organism in Eukaryota, Evosea, Eumycetozoa, Acytosteliales, Acytosteliaceae. The transcript has 2 exons. Bases 1 to 1257 code for a protein of 418 amino acids. Gene Ontology annotation, cellular component: endoplasmic reticulum; endoplasmic reticulum membrane. Gene Ontology annotation, biological process: protein folding. The record is from RefSeq and is a predicted model, not a curated record.
AUGAAAUCUACUACAGCUUUAGUUUUAUUAUUGGCCUUGUUGGUUGGUUUGUCCGCCGCCAAAGUUCACUUUGAAGAGACUUUUGGAGAUGAUUAUACUUCAAGAUGGGUUUCCUCAAAGUGGCGUCAAGAUGACGGUACUGCCGGUAAGUUUGUUCACACCGCUGGUAAGUGGUAUGGUGAUGCCAAGGAUGACAAGGGUAUCCAAACCUCACCAGAUGCCCGUUUCUAUGCCAUCUCCUCCAAGUUCCCAGCCUUCUCCAACGAAGGUAAGGAUUUAGUUUUACAAUUCACCGUCAAGCACGAACAAAAGUUGGACUGUGGUGGUGCUUACAUCAAGUUGUUGCCAGACACUCUCGACCAAGAAAACUUUGGUGGUGACUCUGAAUACUUCAUUAUGUUUGGUCCAGAUAUCUGUGGUGCCUCCAAGCGUACCCACUUGAUCUUCAACUACAACGGAAAGAACCACUUGGUCAAGCGUGACAUCAAGGUCGAAACCGACCAAUUGUCUCACCAAUACACUUUGAUCCUCAAGCCAGACAACACCUACGCUGUCUUGAUCGACAACGUCGAAGUCCAAUCCGGUUCAUUGUUGGAGGACUACGAUUUCUUGCCACCAAAGCAAAUCAAGGAUCCAAACCAAUCCAAGCCAGCCGACUGGGUUGAUGUUAAGACCAUCGACGAUCCAGAGGAUGUCAAGCCAGCCGAUUGGGACACCACCCCAGCCACCAUUGUCGACCCAGAAGCUGCCAAGCCAGAGGACUGGAACGAUGAAGACGACGGAGAAUGGGAAGCCCCAACCAUCGCCAACCCAGAAUACAAGGGUGCCUGGAAGGCCAAGAAGAUCCCCAACCCAGCUUACAAGGGAGAAUGGGAACACCCAAUGAUCGACAACCCAGAGUUCAAGGAAGACGCCAACAUCUACGCCUACAAGAACAUCGGUUCCGUUGGUUUCGAAUUGUGGCAAGUCAAGUCUGGUACCAUCUUUGAUAACAUCAUCGUUUGCGAUUCCGCCGAAGAAGCCAAGAAGUUCUCCGAAGAGCACUUCGAGAAGAACCAAGCCGCCGAAAAGAAGAUGUUCGAAGAUAUCGAAGCCAAGAAGGCUGAAGAGGAAAAGAAGAAGGCUGAGGCUGAGAAGAAGCCAGAGCCAGUCACCGACUCUGAUGUCGAAGAGCCAGUCGUCACCUCAACCACCCCAGAGGUCAAGGUCAGCUCAAACUCCAAGAAAGCCAAGGCCGACGUUCACGACGAACUCUAA